AUGCUGCUGAACGCCGGGGCCUGCCAGCUACUCGAUCAACGGGACAAUGUUGGCUUUUCUCCUUUGGCUUAUGCAACCCAUGCCAAAUGCUUGGAAGCGGUCCGGCUCUUGGUCGAAGCUGAUUGUGCUCUCCAUGUGCGGGGAUCCUUCUCGCUUGCUGGCGACUUUCGUGUCGCAUUUACCUCAGACAUCUUGUUCGAAGCGACGCAGCGGAGCUCCUUUGAAAUCGUGAAGUAUCUUGUUGAAGCAUUGUCAGACAGGCGGAAGCGUCUGGCCACCAUCGCUCUCCAACAUUUGCCAUGCAAGGCUAGACAAUUCUUGGACCUCUCUGGCGAUACCGUCUUGGAUGCUGAUGCGUUGUUGGUGGCAGAGCUGCUUGCCAAACAUGACGUUGCAGUACCGUCUAGCUUGCAUGUUCCGGACGACUGGAAGACCAUAUACCACUUACUAGUGAAUUUUCUUACAAGAAUCGACCAAAGCAUAACACUAAAGGGAUGCGCAGAACUAUUCUACAACGCCGGCUUCCGCGACGUUCAUCGAGUUGACGAUCGGAACAAGAGUCUGCUCAUGAUGAAUAUUCUAACCUAUUUGGACACUAGCUCGCCCAAAGAGGUUGCACAGUUCUAUCUCUGGCUCAUCAGUAAAGGCUUGAGGUUGGACCACAAGUCACUUCGUCUGACGGAGCUAGGAGAACAAGUACCACACUUGCCGGCUGCACUGCACGUAAGCAGAGCUCUCAUCGGGUGUAUAGGGCGGCAUCAGGUAGAAGCGAGUGAUAGGUUGUCGGAAACGCCAUGGCCAGAGAGGUUAGAGGAUGAAGAAGUUUGUAUCCUUCUAAGGAUGCUAGUUGAUGAGACCGUUACCGACGACUGCAUCUGUGCUUGCUCGUUGCAUGGCUGCUCUGCACUGACGGAGAUCUUGAAAACAACUGGGAGCUGGGUCCACUGGCUUGAGAGCCACUACCCCGGAGUUGACAGGGGCGCUGCACGUCAUAUCCUCAACUAUCUCAUCAGAUGGCUGGACAGGGCAAAGACAGACACGUGGGAAGGUUUCACCACCGACGUUAUCCGGUUCAUGACCUUCCAAAGGCUUCUUCUAACGCAUACAUGUUGUACCUGGACAGAAGGAUAUAUCUUUGGCGAUUUCGUCAUCUUCAACGAUGAAGAUCGAGACAACAUCCGUGAGGAGGAGUCAGAAGACCUGACCCAGCUCGAAUCACUCAUGGAAGAGUUUGAAGAAGCAUUCAACGAGCUGAAGCUUCCUCUACCGGAGUUCCUUGAGCAAUACUGGGAGCCGACGAUGGCUGAAGUCAUGCAACCAGGAGAAGUGGAUGAAGACAGCGCAGCCAAGAUUGCGGAACUGGGUGUCGUGCUGCAACCCAUACAAACACCCAACCGUGGACCUACACUGCCAACCAUCCGAAGAUUCAGGCCGCGAGGGACCAAGGACUUGUCAUCGUCUUCGGGCAGUGUGCAGACACCCACGACAAGCGGUCACAAACAUCGGAGGCGCAAUUCAUGCUAA
This is a messenger RNA of Cladophialophora carrionii CBS 160.54, 1524 nucleotides long. RefSeq lists its product as uncharacterized. Bases 1 to 1524 code for a protein of 507 amino acids. The transcript has a single exon. The record is from RefSeq and is a predicted model, not a curated record. NCBI's taxonomy places the organism in Eukaryota, Fungi, Ascomycota, Eurotiomycetes, Chaetothyriales, Herpotrichiellaceae.